UAAUUCUUAUUCUUUACGCGCUACAAAAUAAGCAACAAUGGCAAAACCGUAAAAAUGAGUAGUCAAAGGGGUAUUUGGUUUUAGAAAGAGAUGAGGAUAAAAAUGAGGUUAAGCGUUUUUAUUAUUCCCCUGGUGGAAAGUAGGCAAGCAAGUGGUAUCAUCAACAAACAAAGCACUUCUCUUUUGAUUCGAUUCUCUCUUUACCUUGAAGCUUCAAUAUCAACCAAAUCUUUUUUCUCAAAAUCUCAAAGAAUCUCUCAAACUCAGUCUCCUAUCUGUCUCUCUGCAAACUAUUACCAACCAGAUAAUUUAGAUAUGGAAGCUACUCAGAAACAUAUGAUUCAAGAAGGAUCUUCAAUGUUUUACCAUCAACCAUCUUCAGUCAAACAAAUGGACCUUUCUGUUCAGACAUUUGAUUCUUACUGCACACUUGAAUCCUCUUCAGGCACCAAGUCUCAUCCUUGUCUUAACAACAAAAACAACUCUUCUUCAACCACAAGCUUUUCCUCUAAUGAAAGUCCCAUUUCUCAAGCCAACAACAACAACUUAUCAAGGUUUAACAAUCAUUCCCCUGAAGAAAACAAUAACUCUCCCUUGAGCGGUUCUUCAGCGACAAACACCAACGAGACAGAGCUUAGUCUCAUGCUUAAAGAUUUGGAGACUGCAAUGAUGGAGCCUGAUGUAGACAACAGCUAUAACAAUCAAGGCGGGUUUGGACAGCAGCAUGGAGUUGUUUCUUCAGCUAUGUAUAGAUCUAUGGAGAUGAUCUCUAGGGGAGAUUUAAAAGGAGUGCUCUAUGAAUGCGCAAAAGCUGUUGAAAACUAUGAUUUGGAAAUGACUGAUUGGUUGAUCUCUCAGUUACAGCAAAUGGUUUCUGUUUCUGGUGAGCCUGUUCAGCGCUUAGGAGCUUAUAUGCUUGAAGGUCUCGUUGCUAGGUUAGCUUCUUCGGGUAGCUCCAUCUAUAAAGCAUUGAGAUGCAAAGACCCAACGGGUCCUGAGCUUCUUACUUAUAUGCAUAUCUUGUAUGAAGCCUGCCCUUAUUUCAAAUUCGGUUAUGAAUCUGCUAAUGGAGCUAUAGCUGAAGCUGUGAAGAACGAAAGUUUUGUGCACAUUAUCGAUUUCCAGAUUUCUCAAGGUGGUCAAUGGGUGAGUUUGAUCCGUGCUCUUGGUGCUAGACCUGGUGGACCUCCGAACGUUAGGAUAACGGGAAUUGAUGAUCCGAGAUCAUCGUUUGCUCGUCAAGGAGGACUUGAGUUAGUUGGACAAAGACUUGGGAAGCUAGCUGAAAUGUGCGGUGUUCCGUUUGAGUUCCAUGGAGCUGCUUUAUGCUGCACGGAAGUCGAAAUCGAGAAGCUAGGAGUUAGAAAUGGAGAAGCGCUCGCGGUUAACUUCCCGCUUGUUCUUCACCACAUGCCUGAUGAGAGUGUAACUGUGGAGAAUCACAGAGAUAGAUUGUUGAGAUUGGUCAAACACUUGUCACCAAACGUUGUGACUCUGGUUGAGCAAGAAGCGAAUACAAACACUGCGCCGUUUCUUCCCCGGUUUGUCGAGACAAUGAACCAUUACUUGGCAGUUUUCGAAUCAAUAGAUGUGAAACUCGCUAGAGAUCACAAGGAAAGGAUCAAUGUUGAGCAGCAUUGUUUGGCUAGAGAGGUUGUGAAUCUUAUAGCUUGUGAAGGUGUUGAAAGAGAAGAGAGGCACGAGCCACUAGGGAAAUGGAGGUCUCGGUUUCACAUGGCGGGAUUUAAACCGUAUCCUUUGAGCUCGUAUGUGAACGCAACAAUCAAAGGAUUGCUUGAGAGUUAUUCAGAGAAGUAUACACUUGAAGAAAGAGAUGGAGCAUUGUAUUUAGGAUGGAAGAAUCAACCUCUUAUCACUUCUUGUGCUUGGAGGUAACUAAUAAAAACCUUGUUCGGUUUCAGAAGAGAUUAGAAACUUCUUUUAAAGUUUGCAGAAUCUGUUUGUAAAAGUAAAACUCAUGCAUGAUCCGAAGGAACAAGUUGUCAAAUGUUGUAGUAGUAAGUGAUAUGUUGAUGACCCCAUAUAUGUUUAAGGUUUAUGUUUUUUUUUUUCUUUUCUCACAACAAACUAUGAUUUGACAUCAAACUUAUAACUCUCUGUUUAUGAUGUGAUAAAUUAAUGAUAUAUGGUUUUUUCUUGUCGUUUGUAUUACGCACAAGGUUAGGAAAAUUUGCAGAUUUUUUUGAAGCAAUAUCAUUAAGUUAAUGUAG
This is a messenger RNA of Arabidopsis thaliana (thale cress), 2231 nucleotides long. It is a transcript of the gene SCL5, whose product is annotated as scarecrow-like 5. The record is from RefSeq and is marked reviewed. Lineage: Eukaryota; Viridiplantae; Streptophyta; Magnoliopsida; Brassicales; Brassicaceae. Bases 91 to 1896 code for a protein of 601 amino acids. Gene Ontology annotation, cellular component: nucleus. The transcript has 2 exons.